Molecule: messenger RNA, 1407 nt
Organism: Nelumbo nucifera (sacred lotus)
Lineage: Eukaryota; Viridiplantae; Streptophyta; Magnoliopsida; Proteales; Nelumbonaceae
Source: RefSeq, a predicted model, not a curated record
CAGACAAAGAGAUGGGUUCGGCAGCGGAGACAACGAGGAGUCUUCACCAUGUCCUCCAUGAUCAUGUCCUAGUAGAGGUAUUCUUGCCUCAGGAAUUCCGUUGUAAUGGAUGCAGAACCUUGGGCAUCGGCCUGCGCUACCGCUGCCAUGGUUGCGACUUCGAUUUACACCUCUACUGUUCCACAUGUCCCAUGACCCUCCCAUGCCAUAUGCACUCCGACCACCCCCUCAGCCUACUCCGGCAGCCGCAGGGGCUGAUGAUGCAAGGAAAUGGGCGCCUCUGCAAUGUCUGCCGCGACAGCCUACAAGGGAUCUUCUAUGCUUGCCCUCUGUGUGACUUCGAUGCUCAUCCCAUCUGCACCCAGUUACCUUCUACUGUCAAGCACGCAGUGCACCCCCAACACAUCCUCUCCUUGCAACCUGGGGGACCUAACAACUGUUCUAUUUGCGGAUUUGCCUGUAACUACUGGCGCUAUGGCUGUGCAUAUUGUCAUGUACAUCUUCACUUUGAGUGUGUUCUCCGACCACCAAGACCAAUCGGACUCUCACAGCUGCAGCAACCCUACCAUGCACCACCACUUCUGUUUCCGCUGCCGCCACGGCCUCCGUAUUACCCCCCAGAGAGCCCAAGGAUGCGGAUGCCCGCUGUUGUUGACAGACUUAAAGCCGGGGUUCAAGCUGGUGAAGUUUUCGGAAAUUCAUAAACCAUGGAGGCCGGACGAUUUCAGAGUUUCAUUUUCGGGGAAGAAAUAACGAAUUGGAGAAUCAAGCACAUGAGUAUCAUAUGUAUGGUUUCACAUAACAAGAUUGGAGAGUGUCUGGUGAUGAACAUGUGAUGAGAGUAAUUUGGUGAGCAUUAUAUUCAGUUAUACCCCCAUAUUCAUAUUCAGAAUCUGAAAUCUCAGUACUCUUACAGGAAUGAACUAUGAAGAAUCUGCUUUCACGGUUUUUCCCCCUCAAAUUUGGAAUCGAGGACACAUGACAUGAUACAUCUAUUGAGUGGGUGGAUGGGUCUCUAUAGUUGAUUAAACUUCAAUUUAUAUACUAGUAAUGCAUUGGUGAAAAUUAUCUUGAUUCAUUGUAUGGAUUUUUCACCUGUGGUGGUGAUGGGUUAUUGUCAGCUAAGUCAAAAAAACUGUAUUAUGGUUGAAAUAUGAGGCCACCCACUCAAUCAUUGUUGGAUAAACCCUCAACAAGAAUGCAUCUUUUUCAAAUAUGUAACAUGUUAUAUUUAUAUUUAUGUAGCAAUAUGUAUUUACAAGCUCAAAGGUUGUCUCACUAAUAGAUAACCAAGCAAAUCCAAAGUGCAGUGCAAGUCAGGCCUAUUUAGGUCGGCUUGAUGCCAACGUUAGGCAAUAUAAUCAAGUGGUUGAAGCCCCAAUCCAACCCUAAUUAGGUUGGGCUCGA